Molecule: messenger RNA, 1770 nt
Organism: Protopterus annectens (West African lungfish)
Lineage: Eukaryota; Metazoa; Chordata; Ceratodontiformes; Protopteridae
Product: kelch-like protein 10
Exons: 5
Coding region: 1-1770 (589 amino acids)
Molecular function (GO): protein binding
Source: RefSeq, a predicted model, not a curated record
AUGGAAGAACCAUCAACAGCAUCUAGACUUCAAAGGAUCCACUUGGAGAGAAAAUUGAGUCCUACAUCAUGCAAAAUAAUCAAUGACCUUAGAUUGCAGGGUAAACUCUGUGAUGCAGUUAUCAAGAUCAAUGGAGUAGAAAUGAAAGUUCACAAGAAUAUCCUAUGUAGCUGCAGUUCAUAUUUUAGGGCUUUGUUUACUGGUGCCUGGCACAAUUCAGAGGAGGAAGUAUACAACAUUUCUGGUAUUUCUGCAGACAUGAUGCAGUUGAUCGUAGAGUAUGCUUAUACAAGGACAGUACCCAUCACUGUUGACAAUGUGGAGGAACUUCUCAUUGCAGCUGAUUGGUUCCAUGUGCUGGACAUUGUGACUGCUUGCUGUGACUUUCUUGAGUCUUCUCUCUGCUUAGAAAACUGCAUUGGAAUCAGGAAGUUUGCAGAAUGUUACUACUGCCCUGAGCUGGAACACAAGGCUAGCCGUUUCAUUCUUCACAACUUCAGAGAAAUGGUAAACGUAUCUGCAGAGCUUCUGCAACUCUCAGCUUUGGAAUUUGGAGGAAUAAUUGAGCAAGAUGAAUUAAAUGUGAAACAGGAGGAUGUGGUAUUUGAAGCCAUCCUGAAAUGGAUUUCUCAUGAUCCGUAUGACAGAAAGAAAUUUCUUCCAAUUUUGCUUCCCAAGGUGAGGCUAUCACAGAUGAAUGUCCAGUAUUUUAUGAACAAUGUUGCAAAUAAUGAAUAUGUAAAAGACAAUGAGGAAUGUAAGCCUAUUAUCAUAGCUACCCUCAUAGACAUGUAUGACCUCAACAGCAGACCUUCCUGUCAUUAUUUCAAAAACUUACAAACUAGACCUCGACUUCCAUAUGUCAUCCUCUUUGCUACUGGUGGAUGGAGUGGAGUUAACCCAACAAAUGUCAUUGAAACUUAUGAUGGUUAUGCUGACAUGUGGAAGGAUGUCACAUGGCAAGGAGAGCAUCCUCGUGCAUACCAUGGUUUGGUGUACCUAAAGGGAUACAUGUAUUUUAUUGGUGGAUUUGAUGGACAUAAUUACUUCAACAGUGUCAGAUGUCUGGACCCUGUCAAAAAAAUAUGGCAGGAAGUAGCACCUAUGUAUUCAAGACGUUGCUAUGUUAGCGUGACUGUACUGGAUGGCUUUAUUUAUGCCAUCGGGGGUUAUGAUGGCCACUUACGCCUGAAUACAGCAGAGCGGUAUGAACCUGAGAUCAACCAAUGGACUUUGAUUUCUCCCUUGCAUGAAAGGAGAAGUGAUGCAGGUGCCACAACUCUACAUGGAAAGGUGUACGUAUGUGGUGGCUUCAAUGGACACGAUUGUUUAUUUUCAGCUGAAACAUAUGAUCCAGAAACCAACCAAUGGACCCUGAUUGCCCCAAUGGCAAGUAGACGAUCUGGGUUAGGUGUAAUUACAUAUGGAAAUUCUGUUUUUGCGGUGGGAGGCUUUGAUGGAGAAAUUCGACUUAGCAGUGGAGAGGCCUACAGUCCCUUUACUAACUCUUGGCAUACCAUCUCCAACAUGCUGACCCCUCGUAGCAACUUUGGAAUUGCAGUAGUGGAUGAUUUGCUGUUUGUUUUCGGUGGCUAUACUGGCAGAUCAACCACUUCCAGUGCUGAAUGCUAUAAUGAGACCAACAAAUGGCGUGAAGUCCAAAGCAUGGGUAUUUCCCGCAGUGCUUUAAGCUGUUGUGCCAUCCCAGGCUUGCCAAAUGUUAGAGACUAUGUUGUGGCAAGGGACAUGUAUUACAAGUUUUCAGUUUGA